AUUCCCGACCUUGCGCUUUGGGAGGCCUAACGAGCAUGGCGGGGAGAGGCGGUGCCGGGUGACGUCACAUAGUGGCCAGGCGUUCCAUCGCUCGCGGUCACCGGCUCAUCUUGAAGCCGCCGCAUCGCGCUGCCGCAGCCUCCAAAGAUGGACCGCGUAGAUCGUUGGGCCCGUUCCGCACGUUCCUGCUUGGUGCGGAGCUCGGUGCGGAGGAGCAUGCCUUGGGGGCUGCUGGGCCUCAUGCUGGGCGGCUCUCUGGUGAAGGACUGGGCGCCGCUGCCCGAAUCCUACUUGAGCAACAAGCGCAACCUGCUCAACGUCUAUUUUGUGAAAUUUGCCUGGGCCUGGACGUUAUGGCUGCUGCUGCCUUUCAUCGGUAUCACUAACCACUAUGUCACCCAGAAUGCACUGGCGGUGCUGCGACGACUCACUGCUCUACUGGUCGGCACUGUGGUCUGGUAUGCAUGCACAGGGGUGUUCCUGCACAUCGAGGAUUUCACAGGCAGCUGCUACAAAUCGGCAAGCCUUGAUGUGCUGCACCGGCAACAUCCCAGCAAACUGCAGUGCCUGCAAGCUGGCGGCUUCUGGCACGGUUUUGACAUCUCGGGGCACUCCUUCCUCCUCUCGUAUUGUGCCCUAAUGAUUGUGGAAGAGAUGGCCGUGAUGCACCACUUGGACACCUCCAGGAACCCCCGACUGCACAGGGUAGUCAACUACCUGUUCUUGGCUUUGAGUUGUUUGACGGUGAUCUGGUUGUUCAUGUUUUUGACCACGGCUAUAUAUUUCCAUGACUUCUCUCAAAAGCUUUUUGGCACCUUGGUGGGCCUCUUGGCAUGGUAUGGAACAUACAGGGUCUGGUACCUGUCACCUUUCUCUCCCGGACUUCCUCCCAACAUUGCUAGCUGGAGCUCUCCAAAGCCCAAACGUAGCCUAUAAAAACAGUUUCUUGCGAGUCAGACUGUGUUUGAAGAAUUAUUAAAUAUUUGGUACAAAGUUUUUUUUAAAAAAGAACAAAGCCUAUUUAAAGGAAGGGGGAAAAGACCAAAUAUUUUUGUAUUCUGGCUAGAGGUUGUGGCCUAGUUCCAAAUAGAGAAGGUGCUGUUGGAAUCCCAGUUAAAGGCACCUGGGUCAGCUUUUUUGCUGACCAGUUCAAUAGAAACACUAAUGAUUGAUUCAGGAUAGAGUCCCAUAAGGCUUUUUUUUUUUUUUGGGGGGGGGGGGACUAGUAAGGACAAGCUAGCAGCUCACUGGACAAGCCAAGCACAGGGUUCAACUGAAGACAUUGGCCAAGGGGUCCUCUUGGAUUGGGAUUCUGCCUGCUUUCCACUGAUGUAAGUGGCUAGCUCACUGUUUUCUCCUUCCUCCAGUAACUCCUUUUGACUCUCAAAAAGCCUAUGCUAGGGGUUGGGAUUCUCAUGGAGACCAAAGGCUCUAUGGUAUAGAGGGAGCUAUAUUGAGAAGAAUAAGGUGAGGUGGUCCUUCCCCCCUUUUACUUUUAUACAAAGCUGGUAGAAUCCAACAGCUGAGGGUCUCUCUAAUAAUUGCCAUAGAUAUUCUAGUGUUUCACUCCAGGCUGUCUGUCAGCCAUGCCAAGGUAUCAUGGAACUAUGGAUGGAAUUUGAUACAAAAAUGAGACUUUCUGUUAUGGGAAUAGAGGACCAUCAGCUGAGUCCGUGAUGGUUAAUGCUAAUUACAGAUUAAUAGAACAGAGGUCUGCAAUAUUGUAUUAUGCAUAUUUUGUGGCCAAAACCUGAAAUUCCAGGUUGUCAAAUGUUCUCAGUCUGUUUCAGUCCAAACAUCCAGUCAAACAGCUGUGAAAUUAAUUUCCAAAUUCUUUCUUCAUGCAAAGUGCCUUGCACCAUCCAACCAUGCUGCUAGAUUUUUAGUGCAGUCCUAAACAGAGUUUCACCCUUCUGUAUCCUUUGGAAACAAUGGGAUUAGAAUGACGCAGCUCUUUGUAGGAUUGCGCUGCUGAUUUUUCCGUCUGGUGAGAAUUUCUUGAAUAACUAGAUGCUUGGCCCUGUGGCAAUACAGCUCAGCUUACUGUUACAACAUGCAUUAUAUUGGCAAUCAAAGCUGUCUUUUUCAAAAUAUGGUGUUGGUUGCAAAGUUGCCACAUCUCACUUUCUUCAGUUUUAUUUUCAUCUAUUCAUUACGUGUCCAAACUAGCUGCAUUCAUUGACAGUAGAAAGAAAGCCCUCUGAUUCUUUUUUUUUUUGAUGUUCUUAUUAAUUGAAUUUAUUGAAUGUUACAGAAAUUAAAAUAAUUAACAACAGAAACUCCAAUGUAAUAAUAUUACAUUUUCUACAAAGUUAGGAAAUAUGUCUACGUUAUAUGUCUACAUGAACAUCUGAUAUGAAAGGGUUUUCUUAUUUAUAGUGACUCUCACAACUAGCCUUAGGUUUAAGGAAAAUACAGAAAUUAGCCCACCUCAAGUGAUGUUUAGAUUUGCAGCCUUGAGUGUUGUUUUCAUAACACUAAUUUUUUUAAAAAAUACAUAUUUUUAAUUCUAUAUUAUGUUGUUUGCGCCAGCUUUCUGAUUUGGCUGGUUGUUUUGAAGAUGCUUGUAAAUUUUAAAUAGUAAUGAAUGUGGUCCGUUAAGACACAAAGUUUGCAGGGUCUCGCUAUUCCGGAGAAUCCUUUCAUGCAAGUUACUAACCCUUUUGCAGAUUUUGCGGGAUUACCCAAAAUCUUCCAUCUUCAAUUUAAACAAUCAAGAGGAAUAUUUCAGUACUUGAUUUUAGUAUUUCAUAAACCUCUUGAGGUGGAUUAUUUAUACUUAAACUGACUGCACCCGUAAUCCUAAAUGUGUUUGCUCCAAUUCAAAGCCUACAAUUUCACAGCCUCAAUAAGCACAGUUAGAUAGAAGUUACUUUUGUGGAACUGAUUUCCAAAGCAAUCCAGAGAUGAAUACCUGUCGCAUCCUUUUUCCUAAAAGAAUGUUAAGGCCUGCUCAUCUCCCAGUUUCCUUCUCCAACUUUAAGUGUAACUUAUGGGAAAGAAAUUGUAAAUUGGUAUUACAGAAAUAUAGAACAUCUCAGUGGCUUACAGACCCAGUAGUUACGCUUAUAUCAUUUAUAGCUGUACAGAUGUUACGGUCUAUUUCAUUUAUAUAAAGUGGGAGCAUGCCAGCUGUGUGUCUCAGGAAUGUGAUAUGUCCAAUACACACCAUUGUCUCACACAAACAGGGUGAUUUAUGGCUUUUUCAUGCACGACCCUGAACACUACAAUAUAUAGGUACAGCUUUCAUUCAUGGGGUUCUGGUUUGUGUGAAUGGAAGCUGUACCCACUUGGAAAAUUUGCCUGUUGUCCAGUUUGCAUGAGAUGGCAACCACAUGCAUUGGGAGCAUCAUGCCCCUAAUACAUGAAGAUGGCAGGCUCACAGUUCACAUGAACAGAAUGGAAUGCUUCAGAGAGCUUUUGUCUCAGACAUCUCUCUGAAAUUGCAGUUUAUGCAAAAGUAGUUUAUGCAAAAGCACGAAAUGUAAGAGAUUUUGUAAAUCGAAAAUGCAGUGUCACUGUUUCCUUGCAUGAAAAUCGUUUAAAGCCACCCUUCAUCGUAAAUUUGCCCAUGAACUGGGACUUCACACAAUCACACUUGUGGAAGCAUUUUUGGGGGGCCACCCUGUCCAUAAGACUUGUGUGGCUGUACCAGUGUGCAGCGUGAUUUAGAUGGACAUUUUAGCUCCAGAUCAUUGGUGGGUGAUAAAGAAGUGGUAGAAGAAGUAUUAUAUCUUGCAAGUGGCCUGAAGUAUUAUAUCUUACCAGUUACUAGCAUCUUGCGCAGGGAUGCUUUAAGUAGUUAGCUUACCUUCAUUUAUGCUUCAGUAUUAAUACAUUUUGUGGGGGUUAAAAAAAUCUGCACUGAUGCUCCUUCCCAUCAACAUAACUGAUGUGCCUGUGUUUUCCUGUUUCAAGUAUUUAUGUUGAAUAUGGUACAGUUAGUGGCUUAGUUUGGUUACUCACAGCAAAUGAUGCUGGGUAACUGUAAGACCUUUUACAGCCCAAUCUGGGGGUGGGGGGUGGAACUGGGUUGUGAAAGUGGCAUGGGCCUGCGCCAAUGUGUUUGCCCCCAUCCUCCUGUAUAAGGGACACCUAUGCCCAUGGAGAGAGCAGACAUGCCAGCUUGUGGCCACUGAACAGCUCUGCAGUGCCCAAACCUGGAAGUGCCCGCCACCUGGUUGCUGUGCCAGAGUAGUAGGGGACAGACCGGGGGCAUUCCUGGGGGUGGAGCCAACUAUAGGCAGCUUCCACCAAGGUUUCAGCCCAAGAACGCCCUCCCCCGGCCGCAGACUUACACCAUGAUUUCAUGUUUUCCCCAUGGGAUUUUUCCAGGAGGCUGGGGGGGGGGGGGGUUGUGUUUGCCUUGUACCACUGAAGCCCCUUUGGAGGCUGCUCAGUGCUGUCUUCGCCAUGCCAUCCCCUGCCACUGUGGAGUCUCCCCUGUUCCAGAUUGGGUUGUUAUCAGUAUAUAAAGAAUGGUCCUCUUGCUGUCUGUAUAGCAAAGUCAUUUGGCAUGUGAUGUUUGUCUUUUUUGUUCAAGAUCGCACAAAUUAAGUUUAGUUUUUAAGAGCUAUAAAAUGAGUCUUAGAGUUCUCCUGCAAUCUCGAUUGUUUAUUUGCCAAGGUGUGUUUUAUUUCAGGCAGUAUGACAAUCACAUCCUGAUUCUAAACACCCAUUUUUGCAAAUCAUUCCCUUUGAUGUUGGUAGGAUUUCCUUCCAAAAAAAGAGGAUCAGAGCAGAUUUUUUUUCCAGGUGUAUUCUAUUCUUUUCAAAACGAUUGCUUUUCUGCCUUGACAGUACUCUGAUCUAUCAUUUGUGUUCCAUGGAGCCUCUUCUAUUUUUCUUUAACGUCUGUAGUUUUCUCUGGGCCAGCAGGAUGCCUUCUGGUCCUAUUAGAAUCUUCAGUCUUCAGGGUAAUGCAGAACUUUUAAUGCAGAUUCAUAGAGUAAAUAUAAAAAAAUCCUGGUAUUCUUGCUUUAUUUGUAUCAUCAUUCCCAACUAAGAUGCCUUCCCUCAAUAGAGCCUUAGUAGAAUUAAUGAAGCUACAUGUUUUUUAAAGCAUGUCAUAUGUCUGUUCUGUGAAAAUCUGUGACAGUUCUGCCACUCAUUUUCCAGGAUGUCGGCUGCAUUCUCUUCUUGCACUAUUAUCACUUAUUUGUAUUGUACCUAAAGCCGUUGUGACAACAUUUAUUAGCUUUAGAUAACCUGGCAAUGUUCAAAACAUUCAUGUAACCAUUGCAGUAAUAUUUAAAUAUAGGGCAUCGAUAGGGAAGUUUUGAAUUGGUUUUGUUAGAGGAACCAGCAAAGGAAGAAUAGGGACCAAGAGAACCAGGUGUGUUUGCAGGCAGUCGCGAGCGUGAAUUGCAGCUUACACCUGACAUGUUUGCUUGCAGGGAAUUCCCAUUGAUUUCACUGAAACUUCUGUUACAUCGAAAGUACCGGUAGCCUUUUCCCUCAUCCUAAAACAAUGGUUUUUCACAUUAUACAAUGUAUUUUUACACUAAACAAUGUAUUUCACACUAUACAUAUGGCAGUUUUUGAAAUUCAAGGGCAAUGAAUUUCCUGCCCAGGGUUCUGUUUUCUUUCUUCCUUUGGAGAGAAUAUAGUUUGUACACGAUUUGUAUUACGGAAAUACUAAUGCUGUAACAGAGAAGCCCAACUUGCAUCCUUCUCAACAAAGCACGGUGCUGGAACUGAAACAGAUUUUGUCAAAGAGUGUUUUUUUUAAAAGAGCUGAACGCAUUUGUUGCCAACUUUAUGGGGAGUAUUUUAAAAGGCAGUGAUGCAGAAAGCAAUUGUAAUCAUGACAAUAUUGAAAAGAAUAAUGUUGCCUUUUCUUACUAAAGUUUCAUUUACUGCAAGCUUUUGCUGUUUCCAUUUGUCCUGAAUUACAGGUCUUGUUCUUAUGAGACAUAGGUUUUCAGGGAAAUAAGCCAAAUGCAUUUGCUUUUAAUGCUGAUUGUUUUCUAUACCAGACUCCCAGACACUGUUUUGUAUGUUAUAAUAAGAUUAAAAAAUAUAAUGAAAUGAAAUGUAAAGUCUGGGGAGAUACAAGGUGUCUCGUUUCUACUGAUACUUAUAGACCUCUGUAUGUCAAAUGGAGUGCAAGCGGGUGAAGUUGGAAAGAGCACUGACUAGGAAUAUAUUAAAACUCAAUAGCAAAAGA
Molecule: messenger RNA, 6169 nt
Organism: Sphaerodactylus townsendi
Lineage: Eukaryota; Metazoa; Chordata; Lepidosauria; Squamata; Sphaerodactylidae
Gene: FITM2
Product: fat storage inducing transmembrane protein 2
Exons: 2
Coding region: 148-936 (262 amino acids)
Biological process (GO): lipid storage; lipid droplet organization; phospholipid biosynthetic process
Cellular component (GO): endoplasmic reticulum membrane
Source: RefSeq, a predicted model, not a curated record